AUGUGGAUAGAGGUAUACUUCCAGGAUAAAUUUGCAAUAGAGAAGAAGAUAGAAGAGGCACCCCCUGGAAACUACUUUCAAAAACCAGGCAGGGAGAGUGAAUAUAAAGACAUAAACAGCAGGAAGUUGCAUAAAGCAGAAGAUAUUCAGAAGAAAUGUGUAGAUGAUAGUGAAGAGGAUUCGGAGUCUGUGGAUAUGGGGUAUAGAACAGUAAGAGAAUAUAUAGUAGAUAAAGAGGUUGGCAGAUAUCGUCUUAUUGAUAAGAAUUUAUCUGGGCCGGAGAGGGUUCUGUGCGGUAGCUGGUCUUUUAAUAGAAUAAUUCGGUGGAUUGAAGUCGGCGUGCCUGCCUUUUUUGAGACUCUUUCUUUUGGGCUGAGCAUAGGUUCGUAUAUAAAAGCUUAUGAAAGUACAGAGACUAUCAUUCUUGUAGGAAGCACUGGGAUUUGUGUAUUUUCUGUAGGCCACCGAACCAUAGUAGAAUAUAGUGUAAUACGUGAAAUAAAAGUGCACAAGAAUAUGGAGAUAAUAUAUAUGGAUAAUGAAUGGGUAGAUAGUAAUUUGUGCACUAGUAAGGCUCUUCGCAGGAAGAGUAUGAUGUGA
Messenger RNA from Nematocida parisii ERTm1, 600 nucleotides. RefSeq lists its product as uncharacterized. Bases 1 to 600 code for a protein of 199 amino acids. The transcript has a single exon. The record is from RefSeq and is a predicted model, not a curated record. NCBI's taxonomy places the organism in Eukaryota, Fungi, Microsporidia.